[Torrubiella] hemipterigena is the source of this 888-nucleotide messenger RNA. NCBI's taxonomy places the organism in Eukaryota, Fungi, Ascomycota, Sordariomycetes, Hypocreales, Clavicipitaceae. The record is from the annotation of a GenBank genome assembly.
AUGAUGCGUCGAAUCGGAUUUGGCUUCUCUACGAAAACGUCGGGGCCUUUGAUGGCCAUGAAGACGGCUUACACCUCCCGCCAUGUCGACCUCCCCCCUACAUUUUUAACCUCCGCACCCAAAGAGCCGGUCGCAUGCUCACGGAUUGACUUUGAGAACUCCGAAGUUCCUGAAUUCAAAGACCACAAGGCCGCCAUUAUAUCCAAUGUGCUUUCUCUCGAGGAAUGCGACCAGCUGCUGCGGCUGGCAGAGUCCAGUUUCGAGCCUGGCAAGGAUGAUACCGACCCGGGGCCAUGGAGACCCGCGCUGCUCAACAUGGGGCCUGGUUGGGAAGUCUACGACAACAGAGUACGCCAUAGCGACCGUAUUGUCUGGGAUCAGCAGGAACUCGCCAACAGAAUAUGGGCGCGGUGCCUGUUAGCCGACGGAGUGGCGGACUUGGUGUCGACUACACCAGACGACUACAUGUCAGUCGACGGCAAAUGGGUCUUUGACUGCCCAAACCCAAGAUUGCGAUUCCUCAAGUAUACCAAGGGCCAGUUUUUCAAAGGACAUUGCGACGGCACAUUCAGAGAUGCCAAGGACGGCAAGGAAGUCAAGACGUUCUAUACGAUACAGCUGUACCUCGAUAACUUGGAGCCUAGCGAAGAGCUAGUCGGUGGCGCGACGAGUUUCCUUUCCCGCGAUGAAAAGAGACGAAUUGCCGUAGCGCCGCUCCCAGGAAGCGUGCUGCUUUUCCAACAGAAGAGCUUGUAUCAUGAAGGAUCGGUAGUGGAAAAGGGUACAAAAUACACCAUGCGGACAGACUUGCAGUACAUCUUUGAAAAGGACGAGACGGACGACACAGUAGAUGAACAGGCAGCGGGCACAGGAGGAACGAAUGCUUGA